AUGUUUGGCGGCGCCUCGAGCAACUCGUCGGGGCCCAAGCUGGACGAUUCCAAGAGCGACGGCAAGUCGCCCUCGCCCGAGGGCAGCCCGCCCGCGGCCUCGGCUGCCGUGCCCAUCAGCAACGCAGACCAGGCCGCCGGCGGCGAGAAGCGCAGCGGCAAUGGCAGCCCGCCCACCCGCCAGGACACGGGCGACAAGAAGCGCAGGAGUAGCGGCGUCAGCAGCAAGGCCAGCAGCCUGCUAGCCUCGGCCAGGAACUCGCUCAACUUCUCCCAGGUUGGCCGCUCCGGAUCGGAUGCGGGCGCUCAGACGCCGCUGCAGAAGCUCGGCAAGCAGGACCCGGCCCUCGCCGUGCCCCAGGGCCAGCACAACAACUCGGCCGGCGACUCGGUCCCGGGCCCAAAGUCCACCUUCCGCGUCGGCGUCUGGGAGGAUAGGAACAAGAAAUGCCGCCGCACCAUGGAGGACACGCAUGCCUUUCUCUACAACUUCUUGGACACACCCGCCCCGGCCUCGGACAACGGCUACUUUGCCAUCUUUGACGGCCAUGCCGGCACCUUCGCCGCGGACUGGUGCGGCAAGAAGCUUCACAUCAUCCUGGAAGACAUGAUACGGAAACACCCCAACAUGCCGAUCCCGGAGCUCCUGGACAUGACGUUUACGGCUGUCGACGCCCAGCUCGAGAAGCUGCCGCUCAAGAAUAGCGGGUGCACGGCUGCCAUUGCCCUCCGGGGCAUGGCCAGUCGACAGCGUGUUCUCUACACGGCCAAUGUGGGGGAUGCGCGCAUCAUCCUCUGCCGCAACGGCAAGGCCCUGCGGCUUUCUUACGAUCACAAGGGUAGUGACGAGAACGAAGGAAAGCGCAUUUCCAAUGCCGGUGGCCUCAUCCUCAACAACCGCGUCAACGGAGUUUUGGCCGUCACCAGAGCACUUGGAGACACCUAUAUGAAGGAUCUUGUGACUGGACACCCGUACACUACCGAAACGGUCAUACAACAUGACCUCGACGAGUUUAUCAUUAUUGCCUGCGAUGGGUUGUGGGAUGUCUGCAGCGACCAAGAGGCCGUCGAUCUCGUUCGAGAUGUCCAGGACCCCAGCGAGGGAUCCAAGAUAUUAGUCGAGCAUGCCCUCAGCCGGUUCAGCACGGAUAACUUGUCAUGUAUGAUUGUGCGCCUUGACAAGGAGGCGCUUGCGCAGAGCCAGACUCGCCAGGACGCGGAACCCGAAGCGAACAAUGGGGCCGCGGCCAAGGUCAGCGAAGUGGACAAGAUCAUCAUGGACACCAAGCAGAAGAUUGCCGAGGGCACGACUCCCGCGGUGGGCGUGUCGGCCAGCAAUAGUGGACGUGGCUACGACACUGCCCCUCCGCAAGAAGAGGGCUUCGUCCCCACGAGCCUGGGCGAUGCGUUGGUCGAGGAACCCGUUUCCAUUGAGGAGGCCGACAGCCCUGAGCUGGCUACAGGCGAAAGCCCGGCCGUUGCCGCCCCCGAAUCAAAACUGGAAGCAAAGGUGCCAGCAGACGCCUAG
Molecule: messenger RNA, 1527 nt
Organism: Trichoderma reesei QM6a
Lineage: Eukaryota; Fungi; Ascomycota; Sordariomycetes; Hypocreales; Hypocreaceae
Exons: 4
Coding region: 1-1527 (508 amino acids)
Biological process (GO): protein dephosphorylation
Molecular function (GO): protein serine/threonine phosphatase activity; cation binding
Source: RefSeq, a predicted model, not a curated record